AUGACAGUCUUGAACAAGGUCGAGGAGAACAUCUUCGCUUCCAAUCUAGGCCCGGAAUAUGUGGGAUUUGACCACAUUACGUGGUAUGUGGGCAAUGCGAAACAAGCAGCUUCUUACUACGUGACCCGGAUGGGAUUCAAGCAAAUCGCUUAUCGCGGUCCCGAAACUGGUUCUAGAAGCGUCGUAUCGCACGUCGUCUCCAACGGCCAAGCUAUCUUUGUUCUCACUUCUCCGAUCCGUUCCUUGUCAGGAACAGGCGAAUAUGACGAUGACGUUACCGAGGCGGAUCGGAGAUUGUUGGAGGAAGUUCACAGUCAUCUGAACAAGCACGGCGACGGUGUCAAGGAUGUUGCAUUCCGGAUCGAGGGCGAUAUCGAAGCUGUCUGGAAAAGAGCAGUAGAUCACGGAGCAGCUCCAGUUGCGGUCCCGACAACCUUGAAGGAUGACCAGCAUGGUUCAAUCACCCUGGCCACGAUUGGUACCUAUGAGGAUACAGUGCAUUCGUUGAUCAAUCGUCACCACUACUCCGGCCCCUUUCUACCAGGCUAUGAAGCCGUAACAGACGACGAUCCCAUCAAUCGGUUGCUGCCAUCGAUCGACUUCAUUGAGAUAGAUCAUUGCGUUGGCAAUCAGCCGUGGAACGGUGUCGAUCCAAUUGUCAAGUACUACGAGGACUGUCUUAACUUCCAUCGGUACUGGACUGUAGAUGACUUAAACAUGUGCGGCGAAUAUUCCGCCAUGCGGUCGAUCGUCGUCGCGUCGCCUAACGAAGUGAUUAAGAUGCCCAUGAAUGAGCCGGCUCAGGGUAAAAAGAAGUCACAGAUCGAGGAGUUCGUGAACUACUAUAACGGCGCUGGCGUCCAACACAUCGCUUUCCGAACACACGACAUCGUCACAGCUGUCAUUCGACUCAGAGAAAGAGGUGUAUCCUUCCUCGAUGUUCCCAGCGUAUACUACUCGGACCUGCGUCAGCGACUGUCACACACCGGACUGAUACUCGAGGAGGAUAUUGCCGUUCUGGAAAAGCUUCAUAUUCUGGUGGACUUUGACGAGAAGGGAUAUUUGCUUCAGAUCUUUUCCAAACAUGUGCUGGACCGGCCCACGGUGUUCAUCGAAGUCAUCCAGCGCAACAAUUUUGACGGCUUUGGUGCUGGAAAUUUCAAGAGUCUGUUCGAGGCUUUUGAACGCGAGCAAGCACGAAGGGGUAAUCUUUAG
Molecule: messenger RNA, 1215 nt
Organism: Aspergillus pseudoviridinutans
Lineage: Eukaryota; Fungi; Ascomycota; Eurotiomycetes; Eurotiales; Aspergillaceae
Product: 4-hydroxyphenylpyruvate dioxygenase family protein
Exons: 3
Coding region: 1-1215 (404 amino acids)
Biological process (GO): L-tyrosine catabolic process
Molecular function (GO): 4-hydroxyphenylpyruvate dioxygenase activity
Source: RefSeq, a predicted model, not a curated record